Molecule: messenger RNA, 2196 nt
Organism: Tyto alba (common barn owl)
Lineage: Eukaryota; Metazoa; Chordata; Aves; Strigiformes; Tytonidae
Gene: GFRAL
Product: GDNF family receptor alpha like
Exons: 10
Coding region: 37-1749 (570 amino acids)
Biological process (GO): nervous system development
Cellular component (GO): signaling receptor complex; external side of plasma membrane
Molecular function (GO): signaling receptor activity
Source: RefSeq, a predicted model, not a curated record
CGCUCGGCGCGGAGCUGCAGCCGGCGGCGGCCGGGCAUGGCCGCGCUCCUCCGCCUCGUGUUGUUCAUGUACUUCACAAGUGUAUCUACUGCUCAGACUGCUGACUGUCUGCACUUGAGGGAGCAGUGUAUAAAUGCUGCAAAUGGAUGUGAGAGUGUCUGGAAGGUAGUUGAAGAUGUCUGCAAUAUUUCAGUUCUAGGUAAUAGGUGCAAGGCAGAAGACGCUAUUGGAUGUAAUAGAAUCAUCCAGGUCCUGGCUGACAAAUACCCAGAAUUUAAAACCUGUGUCUGCACUACAGACAAUUUUUGUAGCAUCACGACUUUGCUUGGGAAACAGUGCAGCAUUGAUAAAGAAUAUUUGGAAACUUCCUCAAGAUCAGACGCUGGACAGAAUUUUAGGCAACACAGAAAUGUCAAAGGCCAAAGACACCCGGAAGAAUCAGAGAACGACUGCAGUAUUGCAAAACAACGCUGCCAAGAGGACCCUUACUGCUUUUUAGUCUAUAAGAGCUUCCAGCGAGCGUGCAAGGUGGACACAGCAAAAUGCAGGCUCCCGAGGGUCAAGCAGGAGUGUUUGUCAGCGGGACAAGAACUGAGGAAAACAGUGCUGGGAGAGUGCAAGUGCUCAGAGCCACUUCAGAUGAGAUGCGUUAAAAUAUGGAGGGGAAUAUUUAACAAUCCUUGUUUACAAUACUCUCAAGAAAGCCAAGCUUCAGCAGCUAGUGAAAGUGAUGAUGAUGAUGAUGAUGAUGAUGAUGAUGAUGAUGAUGAUGAUGAUGAUGAUGAUGAUGAUGACAACCUUGAUGGUGUUGAUGAUGAUGACGAUGAUGAUGUUGAUGAUGAGAAAAAUCAGGACACUGACACAGAUAAUAUUAGUACAGAAACAAAAUUACAAUGGAGUUUAUCUGCUCUGUCCAACCAAGCAUACACAGCAAACAGAACCUGUUUGGAUGUGAACAAGGAGUGUGUUGAAGAUGAAGUAUGUAACAAACAGUUGUCCCUGUACCUUAAGUUUUGCUCAGUAAAUAAGAAGUGCAACAUGGAAGAAUGUCAAGCAGCCAUAAGUUUCUUCUAUCGAAAUAUGCCUUUUGAAGUUGCCCAAAUGCUUACAUUUUGUGACUGUGUCCAGCCUGAUGAAUCCUGCCACAGAGCCAAAGAACUUCUCCAUGGCAAACCCUGCGCAGUUACUACAGUUCCACCCCCAUCAUGUCUGAAUGUAAUCCACAUGUGUGAAGAGAAUGAGUUUUGUAGGAAAAAAUAUACAUCUUUUCAGUCCAAGUGUUGGAGACAUAUGACAAAAAAAUGCUACAAUGAUGAAGCUUGUCUUGAAACUUUAAUUAAGGAUGACAUCCCCUGUUCUGCAAAUGCUGAUUGCAAAGCAGCCUACAUUAGCAACUGGGGCACGAUGCUGCGCAUGGAGUGUACCUGCCAGAAUUUACCUCCCGCGGAGCAGUCUUUGUGCAAGCUCUUCCAUCACAUGCUUCACAGCAAAUCCUGCUUCACUGAGUUACGUCGAAUUUCCAUUAAGAAGAAAGGUUUUCGUUGGUUAAAUACAAAAAUACCAGGAGAAAAGCUUUCCAGAGAACAGCUCCAUUCUUCUUCAAUUAACGGUGAAAAAGUCUACAUUAUUGCCUAUUCCUCCUGCGUAGUUCUCAUCCUAGGAAUAGUCUUGUCGACUCUCCUAAAGAUCAGGCAAUACCCGAAGUGCUUAAUUCUCCCCGUGCACUGUACUGGGAGCCAUGGUCCCUAACACACCACUCUGGAUCCCACUUUCUGGCUAUGAGUUCUGGAUUUCUCCCUGUAGCUGAGUUGCUUUGCUAGAUUUAAGCUUCUAUAUACUAACAAAUAGUUGCCUUUGUUGUAUCUGUAACAAUCUGGGUCUUGUCAGCACAGGAAAAUGGACUGGCAUUUCUUAUACAACUGUUACCAUGAGUAGCAUAUGUAUUGUUUUGUUUUGAUAGCAUCUGAUAAAUUGAUAUUUUGAAUUUUAUUAAUUUGAAUUUUGUUUGAAUUCCCACUAAACAUAACUCACACAACAAAUAGGAUCAGGAAUGAAAUACUGGUUCCACUGAAUUCAGCUCCAGUUUUGACCCUGGCUGAUUCAGACCUAGGGCUAGAAAUUUAUGAUGUGAUCAGAGGAGCAGGAAUAUCUAUUCUUCAAUGUGACUUUUCUUCUGGCUUUGGUAGUUUGUGAAAC